CAGAAUAGUAAACAAUUCUGUGACAUAGCUGUCAGUGUCAGUUGCGUUUGUUUUGUUUUUACAAAGUGCCUAACAGUCUGGGUUUUAAUAAUAUCUAACAGUUAAAAGUCCAUUAUUGUAGAUUUGAAAAUUUUAAUUCUAAAUUAAUAAAUGGACUACUUGGGAAGUUAGAAAGUGUGAUUAUAUAUGUCGAGAAAGGAAUUGAAUAUGUGAAAACUUUGGAAUUUUGUUUAGCUGGCAAUCUUCAGAUAACAGAAUGUUCACAUUUAAUGUACCACAAGAAGGUCCAGUUAAUGCUUUAGCAUUAAAUAAAGACUAUACCCAAGUAGCUGUCGGUGGAAGAAAUGUUUUCAAAAUAUAUGCCAUAGAAGAAGAUAAAUUUAGGGAAAUAUGCAAUGUGAGAGGUUCAAAGCAUCUGAAUGUAGGUUUUUCGUGUAAUGAUGUAUCGUGGAGUCCUACAGAUGACCAUUUUAUUGCUACUGCCGCAACAAAUGGCCAUGUAUGUGUAUGGAACCUCACACAAACGGGAAAAGCAAUGCAGGAACAAGACUACCAAGAUCAUAAACGUACAGUGAACAAAGUGAAUUUUCAUGCCUCCGAGCCUUAUAAGUUGAUAUCUGGCUCCCAAGAUGGAACUAUGAGAUAUUUUGAUAUAAGACUGCGAAGUGCUGUGACGGUUUUUUACAGUAACACGGAAAGUGUCAGAGAUGUCCAAUUCAGUCCUCAUAAUCCACAUAGUUUUUCUGCUGUAUCAGACAAUGGAAGUGUGCAGUUGUGGGAUAUUCGUAAACCUGAGAAGUGUCUCCAGCAAUACACAGCCCAUAGUGGGCCCGUUUUUGCUUGUGACUGGCAUCCUGAAGUUACUUGGCUAGCAACAGCCAGUAGAGACAAAACUAUCAAG
This is a messenger RNA of Leptinotarsa decemlineata (Colorado potato beetle), 901 nucleotides long. It is a transcript of the gene Wdr24, whose product is annotated as WD repeat domain 24. Gene Ontology annotation, molecular function: protein binding. Gene Ontology annotation, biological process: positive regulation of TORC1 signaling; positive regulation of macroautophagy; cellular response to amino acid starvation. NCBI's taxonomy places the organism in Eukaryota, Metazoa, Arthropoda, Insecta, Coleoptera, Chrysomelidae. The record is from RefSeq and is a predicted model, not a curated record. Gene Ontology annotation, cellular component: GATOR2 complex; vacuolar membrane; cytosol.